Anneissia japonica is the source of this 1327-nucleotide messenger RNA. Its product is annotated as histone H1.1, embryonic-like. Gene Ontology annotation, cellular component: nucleus; nucleosome. The record is from RefSeq and is a predicted model, not a curated record. The coding region runs from base 272 to 838 and encodes 188 amino acids. Gene Ontology annotation, molecular function: nucleosomal DNA binding; double-stranded DNA binding; structural constituent of chromatin. NCBI's taxonomy places the organism in Eukaryota, Metazoa, Echinodermata, Crinoidea, Comatulida, Comatulidae. The transcript has a single exon. Gene Ontology annotation, biological process: nucleosome assembly; chromosome condensation; negative regulation of DNA recombination.
GCCGUAAUAAUAUAACCCAUACAUGGUUGUUGUAAGUAUAAUUUAAUUGUAUUUCCGUUUAAGUGUAUGCAAGUUUUGAGAGUAAAAUUUGAUUUAGAACUGUAUCAAAAUAUUCGCGCCACGCAACAGCAAUUCGCUCAAUUCUAUCGGAGGUGUUUCAUACCAGGUCCGCUUUGAAUGUAUAAGUAUCGGCUGAUUUAGUCAUCUAGUACAGUUCUAACUUGUAAGCCUAUUGUCGAAGUUUUGUCGGUAGUGAACAUCUUGUCACAAAAUGACUGAACAAACCAAAGCUAAGAAAAAGGCUGCGCCUAAAAAGCCAGCAUCUCAUCCUACUUACAUUGAGAUGAUCACUGCUGCCAUAGGUGCUUUGAAAGAAAGAAAUGGUUCUUCUCGUCAGGCAAUCGCCAAGUACAUUCAAGCCAACUACAAGGUUGAUGCUGGUAACAUGAACACCCACCUGAAGAUGGCUUUAAAACGUGGUGUCGAUAGCGGAAAACUAGCCCAACCUAAAGGCACAGGCGCCAGCGGAUCGUUCAAAUUGAACCAGGCUGCAGCCAAGGCAGAUGCUGCUGCAAAGGCAAAGAAAGAAAAAGCUAAGAAGAAAGCAGUAGCAGAUAAAGAAAAGAAAGCAGCAAAGAAAGCUACUAAAAAGGCUAAGAAACCAGCUGCCAAGAAGGCUAAAAAGCCAGCGAAGAAGGCUUCCAAGUCACCAAAGAAGGCAAAAAAAUCGGAGAAGAAAGCGGCCAAGCCAAAGAAGGCGAAGUCUCCCAAGAAGGCCAAGGCUAAAAAGCCAAAGGCAAAGAAGGCUACCAAGUCUCCAAAGAAAUCUAAGAAGUAGACGGUGUAUUUCUCAACCCAAACGGCUCUUUUCAGAGCCACCAUUUGAACAAAAGAGAACGAUAGUUUUUCUGUUCACAGAAAUAACAGAUGAGUUUACAGUAUACUAAGUAUUAAUAUGAUUAAAGGUUUUUUCUGUUACAUUUUUCACAGAUACAUCUGAAUUUUUAAAUUUAGAUAUUUCAUUUUUAACAUAAAUUACAUUACAAAUUAUCUAGCGUUCUGAUUAGUACAACCUUUUCCUUAAAAAUCACACUUGUAUUUCACAUUUCAUUUCAGAAUAUCUUGUGACAAAACACUAAUGUUGUUCAAAUAUAAUUACAGUAUCGAUGAAAAGAGGUUCAAAUAACGGCUCCUUAAUACAGAAGUCAUUUCUUGAUAAUGUACAGUAUUUAUAUGCUAUACAGUAUAUUUUUCUACACAAAUCUACAACUCCGUCCACUUCAUGCUGAUUAUUAUUUGUGACAUGUAUCACCCGUAUAUUUUAUUA